AUGGCAACGGACGCAGAGGUGUCAGAGCUGAAGGUUGUUCUGCUGGGAAACAGCUGGUCUGAGAGGAGAUCAGUGGGAAAUUUUAUCCUGGGAAAGAAUGUGUUCAACACUGAGGAAGAACCAGAUAGAUGUCUCAAAAUGGACAGAACAUUACAGGGGAACAAUAUAGUUCUUAUCGACACCCCAGAUCUGAUGAAAUGCAAAUCUCAAGAACAGCUGGCUAAUUUUGCCAAAAACUGUGCAGCAAUCUGUGAUCCUGGACCUCAUGUGUUCCUGCUGGUUUUACAGCCUGAAGACUUCACUGAGGAACACAAAGACAGUCUCUGCAGAGUUCUUGACACUUCUGGUGAUCGAUCAUUUGAUCAUUCCUUGUUACUGAUAUCAGCACCAAGAGAGGAGAGUCAAGGGUUAAGGAAAACAUACAAGUCACUCCCUCCACUGGCAGACAUGAUCAAAAAGUGUAAAUACAGAUACUUGGAGAGAGAGAACCUUGAACUUCCAGAGCUGCUGACACGUUUGGGUCAAAUUGUAAAGGAGAACAAUGGAGAUCACGUCAGCUAUGAAGCAUUUGAGGAGCCAACAGCUACACUACCAGGUCAUGAUCAGAGCUCCCACCAAACGGAAACUCAGACUUCUUUUACAGAUACAAUUAAGGCUGCUGCAUCGACAAUCAGGAUUGUGCUACUGGGAAAGAGUAAGGACAAACAGACAACACUUGGUAACAUCAUCCUCAGAGACCGUCCUUUUCAUCAACAAAAACUUCAGACCAAACACUCAGAGGCCCAAACUGGAGAUUGUAGAGGAAACACAGUAACAGUAGUGAAAACUCCAGACAUGUUCAGUCUGUCUGUGGAGGCUGUGAGGAGAGAGGUGAAGAGCUGUGUGAGUCUUUGUCCUCCUGGACCAAAUGUUCUGCUGCUGUUAGUGAAACCUUCUGAUUUCACUGAAGAGAACAGACAAACACUGAAGUUCAUCCUGAGUUUGUUUGGUCAAGAUGCUUUUAAACACUCAAUGGUCAUCAUGACACACAGAGAGGACACACAGAGACCUGUAAAGAAGCUGAUUGAAGACUGUGGAGGAAGAUGCAGCUAUAUGCUUGAAGGUGAUCAUAGUUGGUUAAUGGAGAAAAUUGAAGCCAUUGUGUGUGAGAACAAGGGAAACUUCCUCACCUUAACUAAAGAGUUCACAAGACCAAAGUCUGAACUCAACAAACCAGCUCUAAACCUGGUUCUGUGUGGGAGAAAAGGAUCAGAGAAGGCUUCAGCAGCAAAGGCCAUUUUAGGUCAGACAGGAUUUUAUCCAGUCUCCAGCUCAUCAGAGUGUGUUAAACAUCAGGGAGAGGUUUGUGGACGUUGGGUUUCCCUGGUGGAGCUUCCUGCCUUGUAUGAAAAGCCCCUGGAUGAAGUGAUGAAGGAAUCACUCAGAUCUGUCUCACUCUGUGAUCCUGAAGGUGUCCACGCCUUCAUCCUGGUCCUACCUGUGGGUCCACUCACUGAUGAGGACAAGGGAGAGUUAGAGGCCAUCCAGAACACAUUUGGGUCUAAAGUCAAUGACUUCACAAUGAUUCUGUUCACCAUCAACUCAGAUCCUUCAGCUCCAGAAGUUGUCACCUUUAUUAACAAAAGCAUGGACAUCCAGGAGCUCAUACAGAGCUGUAGAGGAUCUUUUAUUCUCAACAUCAGAGACAGGCAGCAGAUCCCAAAACUGUUGGAUAAUCUAGAGAAACAAAGAUGUGGAAUGAAAAAGCAACCACUCAGCUACACCACAGAAACAUUUGUGCAUGCUCAAGUGGAAAAGAUUGGCACACUUCAGGCUGAAGUCCAGUCACUGAAGAAGAAGAGCAGGACUCUUGGUGAUGAUGAGAGGCUGAACCCAAAGAAUCUGAAGAUUGUGCUGAUAGGGAAGACUGGAAGUGGAAAGAGUUCUUCAGGAAACACCAUUCUGGGAAGAGAGGAGUUUGAGUCUGAACCAAGCCAAACAUCAGUCACCAAACAAUGUCAGAAAGCUCAUGUUGAAGUGAACGGUCGUCAUAUUUCUCUGGUUGACACUCCUGGUCUGUUUGACACAACCUUGUCCCAUGAAGAGGUUUAUGAGGAGAUGAUUAAAUGCAUCAGUCUUCUGGCUCCAGGACCACACGUCUUCUUGUUGGUGGUAAACAUCGGCAGAUUCACAGAUGAAGAGAAGGAGGCAGUAAAACUAAUCAAGGAAGGCUUUGGGAAGAAUGCUGAGAAGUUCACCAUCAUACUUUUAACUGGAGGAGAUUCAAUAAGUAGGAGGAAAAUGUCUGCUGAGGAGUACAUUGAAAAGAAAUGUACUGCCUCCUUUAAGAAACUGGUCGAUGACUGUGGAGGAAGAUACCAUGUGUUCAAUAACUAUGAUGACCAAAACAGAGAACAGGUCAGUGAGCUGAUCGCCAAGAUCGACUCAAUGGUACAGGAAAAUGGAGGCAGCUACUACAGCAAUGAGAUGCUGCAAGAAGCUGAAGCAGCGAUAAAGAAAGAAACAGAGAGGAUCCUGAAGGAGAAGGAAGAAGAGAUGAAGAGGAAGGUUGAAGAACUCCAAAGAAAACAUGAAGAAGAAAUGGAAGCAAUGAAAAGAAGAAUGGAAGAACAACGAGCAGAAACUGAAAAACAGAGGGAGCAGAGAGAGAACCUGCUUAGAGAGAAAGAGAAAAUCAUCAACCAAGAAAGAGAAGAGAGAAGGAGAGAACAGAUAAGUAGAGAAGAGGAAGACGAGAGGAGAAAGCAACAGGAAGAAAUUCAAAGAAGAGACUGGAUAGAGAGACUUGCUGAGUUGGAGAAAAUGAAACAACUGAACUCCAUAUCAUCUCCAGAACCUCCAGAACCUAACCUCAUCUAUACCAAACCUUUGGUCAAAUCUGGCCCAGAGCUUAAAGACCCUGUAAAGUGA
Messenger RNA from Cheilinus undulatus (humphead wrasse), 2910 nucleotides. RefSeq names its product GTPase IMAP family member 8-like. Gene Ontology annotation, molecular function: GTP binding. The transcript is spliced from 5 exons. NCBI's taxonomy places the organism in Eukaryota, Metazoa, Chordata, Actinopteri, Labriformes, Labridae. The record is from RefSeq and is a predicted model, not a curated record. Bases 1 to 2910 code for a protein of 969 amino acids.